GUUUCCUAUCCUGGGAGCAGGAGAGUGUGCCUAUUUGAAUGACAAAGGUGCCAGUAGUGCCAGGCACUACACAGAGAGGAAGUGGAUUUGUUCCAAAUCAGAUAUACAUGUCUAGAUGUUACAGCAAAGCCCCAACUAAUCUUUAGAAGCAUAUUGGAACUGAUAACUCCAUUUUAAAAUGAGCAAAGAAUUUAUUUCUUAUACCAACAGGUAUAUGAAAAUAUGCUCAAUAUCACUAAUAACUAGGAAAAUACAAAUCAAAAUCAUAGUAAAAUAUUACCUGUUUUCAUGGUGCUAAUAUUACCUGUUCUCCCACUGCUAAUGACAUACCCAAGACUGAGUAAUUUAUAAAUAAAAGAGAUUUAAUUGACUUAUAGUUCCGCAUGGCUGGGGAGGUCUUGCAAUCAUGACAGAAGGCAAAUGGGAAGCAAAGUCCUGUCUUAUAUGGUGGCAGGCAGGAGGACUUGUGCACAGGAACUCCUAUUUAUACAACCAUCAGAUAUCUUGAGACAAGAACAGUAUGGGGCUCCCUGGUGUGAUUCCGUCCUGUGCGGCUGUUCUCUGGAGCAGCAUUCAUUUAUCUUCGUCUGCCUUGUCUCCUACCUAAGUGUGUGCCGCCACCUAAUGGAAGAUUCGAUGGACAUGGACAUGAGCCCCCUGAGGCCCCAGAACUAUCUUUUCAGUUGUGAACUAAAGGCCGACAAAGAUUAUCACUUUAAGGUGGAUAAUGAUGAAAAUGAGCACCAGUUAUCUUUAAGAACGGUCAGUUUAGGGGCUGGUGCAAAGGAUGAAUUGCACAUUGUCGAAGCAGAGGCAGUGAAUUACGAAGGCAGUCCAAUUAAAGUAACACUGGCAACUUUGAAAAUGUCUGUACAGCCAAUGGUUUCUCUUGGGGGCUUUGAAAUAACACCACCAGUGGACUUAAGGUUGAAGUGUGGUUCAGGGCCAGUGCAUAUUAGUGGACAGCACUUAGUAGCUGUGAAGGAAGAUGCAGAGUCAGAAGAUGAAGAAGAGGAGGAUGUGAAACUCUUAAGUAUAUCUGGAAAGCAGUCUGCCCCUGGAGGUGGGCAGAAAAAAGUAAAACUUGCUGCUGCUGCUGAUGAUGAUGAUGAAGAUGAUGAUGAAGAUGAUGAUGAUGAUGAUUAUGAUGAUGAGGAAGCUGAAGAAAAAGCGCCAGUGAAGAAAUCUACUCCAGCCAAAAAUGCACAAAAGUCAAAUCAGAAUGGAAAAGACUCAAAACCAUCAUCAACACCAAGAUCAAAAGGACAAGAAUCCUUCAAAAAACAGGAAAAAUCUCCUAAAACACCAAAAGGAUCUAGUUCUGUAGAAGACAUUAAAGCAAAAAUGCAAGCAAAUGUAGAAAAAGGUGGUUCUCUUCCCAAAGUGGAAACCAAGUUCAUCAAUUAUGUGAAGAAUUUCUUCUGGAUGACUGACCAAGAGGCUAUUCAAGAUCUCUGGCAGUGGAGGAAGUCUCUUUAAGAAAACAGUUUAAACAAUUUGUUAAAAAUUUUCCAUCUUAUUUCAUUUCUGUAACAGUUGAUAUCUGGCUGUCCUUUUUAUAAUGCAGAGUGAGAACUUUCCCUACCAUGUUUGAUAAAUGUUGUCCAGGUUCUAUUGGCAAGAAUGUGUUGUCCAAAAUGCCUGUUUAGUUUUUAAAGAUGGAACUCCACCCUUUGCUUGGUUUUAAGUAUGUAUGGGAUGCUAUGAUAGGACAUAGUAGUAGCAGUGGUCAGACAUGGAAAUGGUGGGGAGACAAAAAUAUACAUGUGAAAUAAAACUCAGUAUUUUAAUAAAGUAAAAAAAAAAAGUGUGGGGAAAACUGCCCCCAUAAAGCAAUUGUCUCCACCUGGCCCUGCCCUUUGCAUGUGGACAUUGUUACAAUUCAAGGUGAAAUUUGGGUGGAGACACAACCAAACCAUAUCAGAUGGCUAUAUCAAAAAGACAAGAAAUAACAAGCAUUGGUGAGAGUGUGGAGAAGAGGGAACCCUUGUACACAGUUGGUGGGAACACAGUUUGGUGCAGCCAUUAUAGAAAAUGGCAUGGAGGUUCCUAAAGAAAUUAAAAAGAGAACUACCAUAUGAGCCAGCAAUCCCUUUUCCAGAUAUACACCCAAAGGAAAUGAAAUCACCACCUCAUAAAGAUAUCUGCAUUCCUGUUUAUUAUAACACAUCUUUAUUCAUAAUAGCCAAGAUACGGAACUAACCGAAGUGACCAUUAACAGAUGAAUGGAUAAAUUGUCAUAUAUAUAAAACACACACAUUAUAUACAUAUGUAUAUAUAUAAAUAGAAUAUUAUUCAGCCUUGUAAAAAGAAAUCCUGUUAUGUUGGGAACAAGCCCCCCAAAAUGUGGCCAUAAACUCACCCCAAAACUGGCCAUAAACAAAAUCUCUGCAGCACUGUGACAUGUUAGUGAUGGCCAUAACACCCACGCCGGAAGGUUGUGGGUUUAUGGGAAUGAGGGCAAGGAACACCUGGCCCGCGCAGGGUGGAAAACCACUUAAAGGCAUUCUUAAGCUACAAACAAUAGCAUGAGCGAUCUGUGCCUUAAGGACAUGUUCCUGCUGCAGUUAACUAGCCCAACCUAUUCCUUUAAUUCGGCCCAUCCCUUCGUUUCCCAUAAGGGAUACUUUUAGUUAAUUUAAUAUCUAUAGAAACAAUGCUAAUGACUGGCUUGCUGUUAAUAAAUACGUGGGUAAAUCUC
Gorilla gorilla gorilla (western lowland gorilla) is the source of this 2701-nucleotide messenger RNA. Its product is annotated as nucleophosmin-like. Gene Ontology annotation, cellular component: cytoplasm; nucleoplasm; centrosome. The record is from RefSeq and is a predicted model, not a curated record. Lineage: Eukaryota; Metazoa; Chordata; Mammalia; Primates; Hominidae. The coding region runs from base 421 to 1479 and encodes 352 amino acids. Gene Ontology annotation, biological process: ribosomal small subunit export from nucleus; positive regulation of transcription by RNA polymerase II; ribosomal large subunit export from nucleus. Gene Ontology annotation, molecular function: histone binding; chromatin binding; RNA binding. The transcript has a single exon.